This is a messenger RNA of Dermacentor silvarum, 1085 nucleotides long. RefSeq lists its product as uncharacterized. The transcript has 5 exons. The record is from RefSeq and is a predicted model, not a curated record. Lineage: Eukaryota; Metazoa; Arthropoda; Arachnida; Ixodida; Ixodidae. The coding region runs from base 132 to 1085 and encodes 317 amino acids.
CAAAGGCUACUAUUUCACGUGACUUGCAAAACAGUCCUCGGCAAUACGCCUAUAUCUGGCUUUCAACUUCUUUGACUCGAUACGUCCAGUCGCAUCGGCAGGAGUUGCAGGGACCGAACUACGCACGCCAGAUGUCGGAUUCAGUUGUUCAGGGCUGUUUCAUCCUUUUGGCGUCACAUUUAUGCAGCGCUAGUGCAAACUUCGGCAAAGACGACGUCUCGAAAGUACAGCUAAGCCUGAACAUCAUGGAAGGCGAGCAGACGUCACUUCCUUGCCCCAUCGACAUGUCGUCACGUGAACCUCUGUCCGCCGUCUGGUUCCAUGUCAGCGCAGUGGCGUCUCGCAAUUCAAAUGCGCCGAACGGCACGAUGAAAGAACCGAAGAAAGUGUACGCGCUGGAAGCGCCUGUCUCAUCGCAAAGGGUGCUGGCAGGAAGCGUCACCCUUGUCGAUGGCAGCCACUGGAAGCAGCCCCGGUGGAAACACCGGGCGUUCUUUUCACUGCUCAGCGAGCCACCGGCGCUGCGACUCAACCGUCUGGAGCGGGCCGACACCGGAAGUUACGUGUGCAAUGUCACGUACCGCGACGACAACGCCAGCGUUAUUACCGUCACCGAGGCCCAAUUCACACUGUUCGUCGCCGUUCCCCAAGAACCACCUGUCCUGAUGGACUCAAGGGGCGUCAUUUUAAACUCAACGGCGGGACCAUACUCGGAGGGUGACAUCAUACGCUUGACAUGUUCUGUGUCAGCCACCGACCACAAGGUGACGCUAGCUUGGCGGCGCGACGGUGAACCACUGGACUCGCCACUGGGUACCGUGUCAACACCUGGAGGCCGAAGGAUGAUUGUCCUGACACUGGGUCCUCUGCGUCGAGAGCACCUGUUUGCCAACAUCAGCUGCCUGGCAACGAGCGACGUCUCAAUGCCCGCCGAGAGUUGGGUGCUCUUGGACAUGUAUCGUUGCUUUGUGGAGCUGGUCUUACGACGAGAGAACGGCCUCCGGUUGGUACAUGGUAGCUCCGGCUAUGGCUACGACCACGUCUUCAAGCGAGCCUUCGUCUCCAUUAUCGGCUCGGCCGGUUGA